Boleophthalmus pectinirostris (great blue-spotted mudskipper) is the source of this 1773-nucleotide messenger RNA. It is a transcript of the gene evlb, whose product is annotated as Enah/Vasp-like b. The record is from RefSeq and is a predicted model, not a curated record. Gene Ontology annotation, cellular component: cytoskeleton. NCBI's taxonomy places the organism in Eukaryota, Metazoa, Chordata, Actinopteri, Gobiiformes, Gobiidae. Gene Ontology annotation, biological process: actin polymerization or depolymerization; positive regulation of actin filament polymerization; protein homotetramerization. Gene Ontology annotation, molecular function: actin binding; SH3 domain binding; profilin binding.
CCCACCCUUUCGCCCUUUUUCUACCUUCCAAAUCUUGCACAACGAGACGCUAGUUUUAGGACUAUUUAACCAGCUUUUUUGCGACAUUUUGGACUUCUUCUGGACGAGCAUUCAACCCAAAAGAACAUUAUUAUCACCCAAAAGAAGACUGCGAAAUGAGUGAGCAGAGCAUUUGUCAGGCGCGGGCCUCAGUCAUGGUCUAUGACGACACCAGUAAGAAAUGGGUCCCGAUCAAACCAGGACAACAGGGCUUCAGCCGCAUCAACAUCUACCACAACACUGCCAACAACACCUUCAGAGUGGUGGGGGUCAAACUGCAGGACCAACAGGUGGUGAUAAACUACUCCAUAGUGAAGGGGCUGAAGUAUAACCAGGCCACACCCACAUUUCACCAGUGGAGAGACGCCCGCCAGGUCUACGGUCUGAACUUUGCCAGUAAAGAAGAAGCCACCACCUUCUCCAACGCCAUGCUCUUCGCCCUCAAUGUGCUCAGUGCCCAGGAUGGAGGUCCAGCUGUACAACGCCAAGUCCAGAAUGGGCCGACCUCAGAGGAGAUUGAAGCUCAGAGGGCCAGGCAGAUGAUGGAGCAGCAGCAGCAGCAGCAGAUGCAGGCACACAUGGAAAGAGAGCGAAGGUCUUCCAACUCAGGUUCUCCUUUCCAGGGCCACCCCGCUGUGCUGUCUGUAGCGCCCCCUGUAGUCCCUCCAUGUAUGAACAUGGGCGGUGCUCCUCCUCCCCCUCCGCCUCCCCCGGGCCCCCCUCCCCCACCGCAGCACCCCAGCCCCCCUCCCUCCCCCACUGCCUCUGGGGGGGCCCACGGAGAUGACUCACCCGCCCCGACCGGACUGGCCGCCAUGAUCGCAGGGGCCAAACUCAGACGCGUCCAAAGAUCGGAGGAGAAUUCAUCGUCAGCUCCAAAGAGUGAAGCGAACCGGACGAGUGGAGGGAGCGGAGGUCUGAUGGAGGAGAUGAACGCACUGUUGGCCCGAAGAAGGAAAGCAGCAGAAGAUGGGCAAAAUGAUGAUCCAAAUUCACCUUCACCCAGCACUCGUAGCGGACAAAACUCUACAGACGGUGUGAGGAAACCAUGGGACCGGGCCAACUCUGCAGACAGGUCCAUGGUGUCAAGGGCCAGAGCUGCAGGGAGCGGAGGAGAUUCAGAUGUAGACUUCGAUAGGAUGAAACAGGAAAUUUUGGAUGAAGUUUUCCGUGAGUUGCACAAAGUAAAGGAUGAAAUUAUCGAUGCCCUUAGACAUGAACUCACUCGGGUUAGCACCACAUAAUCUUUCUGAGCCACUGCCCCAAAAAACAAAACCUUUUUCAAAACCGACCUGCUGCGGCGUUGUGGCCCUCAAGAAGAAACGAACAAAAAGAAGAAGAAGAAUGAAGAUGAAGAAGAAGAAGAAGAAGAAGAGGAGUGAAAAUACUGUGACAUCACCCGUCCCACAUCCGCCUCUGUAAUGUCUGUGUAACAUUCGGUUUGGUUGUUUGAACAUGUGAUCGCCAGGGCACAAAGCAAGAACUCUAUCUGCAGUUGAGUUAAAAUGACUUGAAUUCAGAAUCUUAGGUUGAGUGUCUUGUGGUUUCUCCAGGGAUGUCUCUAAAAAACAUCUUAAUACCUUGUUUAUCUGCAAAUAUAGCAUUUUCAAACCACCUAAAGGUCACAUAGUUAUCUGAAUAUCAAUCAAUCAAUCAAUCAAACUUUAUUUAUAAAGCGCUUUUCAUACAAAAAUGUAACACAAAGUGCUUUACAGAGAUUAAAAACAAUCCACC